Molecule: messenger RNA, 816 nt
Organism: Aspergillus bombycis
Lineage: Eukaryota; Fungi; Ascomycota; Eurotiomycetes; Eurotiales; Aspergillaceae
Exons: 4
Coding region: 1-816 (271 amino acids)
Source: RefSeq, a predicted model, not a curated record
AUGUUUGAUGUCUACCAAAAGACCAUCCUGGCCGCCGCCGUUAUUUACGUGCCUGCCCUCGCAUUCGCCAAAGUCGGCCUUAUCAUCCUCUAUCACCGUAUUAUCAACAAACAGUAUACCUACAAAUGGGCACUUCACAUUAUCUCAGCUAUCAUUUGCGGGUAUAGCCUCGCUAUUGUUUUUGCCUUGAUCUUUGCAUGCAACCCCAUUCAGAGGAGUUGGGAUUCCUCCAUCACGCGGGGUUCUUGUAUUGAUCGCAGUGGCUUGUACAUUGCAACGGCUGUGACCAAUAUCGUGUCGGACCUGGCGCUUAUCUUGGUUCCUGUCCCACUGGUGUUAGGCCUACAAAUGCCGCGAGUCCAAAAGAUUGGACUUCUCGUGAUGUUCAUCGUUGGCUGCGCUACAUUUAUUACCAGCAUUUUGCGGCUCACCACCCUGAUUCCCACCCUUACAGCGACAGAUGUUACAUACGCCAUAGCAGAUGCACAACUUUGGAUUUAUGUCGAAGCGAACCUGAUUAUCAUUUGUCCCUGCCUGCCAUUCCUCCGACAGUUUCUGCGAUACUACUCCCCCUCCUGGAUUGGCGAAGCGAGCAGUUCCGGCCAACGCUACUUCAGUUACUAUGGUACAGGGACCGCCCCGCGCAGCCGUCGCAAGCAGGGCCUCACCCUUCUACAGGAUGACAUCGCACUCGCGGAGAGCACCGAGAGCACCCACAGUCAAUCGCAUAUUGUCAAAGAGGUUCAGUGGCAGGUGACCGAAGAGCGAGGGAAUACGGAAUCGGCACCCCCUGUUGGUUUCUCUCAUCGAGUUUAA